Molecule: messenger RNA, 3387 nt
Organism: Brienomyrus brachyistius
Lineage: Eukaryota; Metazoa; Chordata; Actinopteri; Osteoglossiformes; Mormyridae
Product: lysyl oxidase homolog 1-like
Exons: 7
Coding region: 457-2085 (542 amino acids)
Biological process (GO): peptidyl-lysine oxidation
Molecular function (GO): protein-lysine 6-oxidase activity; copper ion binding
Source: RefSeq, a predicted model, not a curated record
GGCCAUGUGGAAACCCUCUGGGAGGGGGAAGGAAAGAAAGAAAAAGAGAAAACUUUGGGAGUUUUUUCCCUCUCCUUGCUGAAUGCUGUAAGUCUUCUGGGAAGCGCAUGAAGUCCACAGCUGAGUGAAGAGGACUGAGAGCGAUGCUCAGCUCACACACGGCACGUCAAGGGAGCCUGGCAGACCGCGAUUCUUUCUCAGCAUCAACUGCUACACACAGGGCUUGCCCUUCACAAUCCUUGCUUUCCACCAUACGGGCAUGGAUUAGGAGCCUCUGAGGGCUGGACAGACAGAGCAGGACAGACAGAGAUAGCCGGACAAUCACGUGGCCCCAUUUCCUCAUCUCAGCUGGAGAGCGUCAGACACUCUGGAGAGCUUCUGUGCUUGAGACUUCAGAAACAUUCUUACCUGCUUUUAUACUUUGUGUGAUUGGCCACUUUCUGCCUGAGGUGCAUCAUGCUGCCCACCUGUGUUGUGUUGAUGUGGAUGUUGCUGGCCAGUGGACUGCAGGCCCAGGAGCCCGAAAGCGAAGGCCACCCCUGGAGGCAAAUGAUUCAGUGGGAGAACAAUGGCAGAGUAUACAGCCUGCUGAACAGCGGGCCCGAGUACCUGCCUGCCAGGGGCCUGGAGCAGGAGCAGGGCCACCGUGUGCUUCUGGCUGAUGGGCCCCCCAGCACCCCCCGCAGACCUCACGGGGGUAGCAUGCGCCGGCAGGCACCUGUCCGGAGCAGUUCCGAGACACUGCAAGGCCAGACCAGGCACCCGUAUGGAUUUGGGCAGGUACCAGAAAACUGGCGUCAGGGGGCAGUAAGUGGGAGUGAUGCAGGUGGCCGCAUACAACAGUCCUCUGGCGCACGUUUUCAGAGCUCCGCCUCCUCUUCGUCUUCCUCAUCCUUCUCCGAGCCACCAUUCACCGGGCCAUCAUACCCACAAUUCCCAUUUCCUCAGCAACCGUCCUAUCCCUUGUCGUACGAGCCGGGUACCGGGGAGGAGCUGGGUCCGAGGCCAGAGCCUCCCUUCCAGAGGGGGAUCAGCUACUCGGGCGGGAGAGGCUACAUCGGUGGCGGAUAUACCAGCGAACGCAUGGCCCCGUACCCCCCGCGAGCCUUCCCAGACUAUGCCGAGAACGGCUUUCGCUACCUCCAGCCGUACGCCAGCUCCCCGGCUCAGCCGCCCUUCUCGGACGGCCUCGACCGCAGGUACAUGCACAGCUUGUACAAUGAAGAGCCCAGCGCUGGCAACCCCGACCCAGCCCCCAACCCAGCUGCCCCGGCUGCCGACAGGACAGACACAGCUGCGCAGACACCACUCCGUAGCCCCCAGUAUGAGCAGUUCCCCCCCUUCGGGCGGGUGCUGCCCCAGCCCAACUUCCUUCAACCCAUCGGUAGAAACCCGCUGUCCUCCAACACAGCAGAAAACCCCAACACCAGCGUGGGCAGUGUCUUCCGGCCGCAGCAGAGAGGUUUGCCAGACCUCGUGCCAGAUCCAUACUAUGUCCAGGCCUCCACGUACAUCCAGCAUGCUCACCUCUACUCGCUACGCUGUGCUGCCGAGGAGAAGUGCUUGGCCAGCACUGCCUACGGCUCUGAGGUCACCGACUACGACGUCCGGGUGCUGCUGCGCUUCCCACAGAGGGUCAAAAACCAGGGUACGGCUGACUUCCUGCCCAACCGGCCUCGGCACACCUGGGAGUGGCACAGCUGUCACCAACACUACCACAGCAUGGAUGAGUUCAGCCACUAUGACCUCCUGGAGGUCAGCACGGGCCGGCGGGUAGCCGAGGGUCACAAGGCCAGCUUCUGCCUGGAGGACACCACGUGUGACUUUGGGCACCUGAAGCGCUACGCCUGCACGGCACAUACUCAGGGCCUGAGUCCGGGCUGUUACGACACCUAUAAUGCUGAUAUCGACUGCCAGUGGAUCGACGUCACAGACGUGCACCCAGGGAACUACAUACUCAAGCUCCAGGUGAAUCCAAAGUACAAGGUGGCUGAGUCCGACUACACCAAUAAUGUGGUACGCUGCGACAUACACUACACAGGCCGCUACGUCACCACCAAGAACUGCAAGCUGUCCCAGUCCUGAUCGCAGGGAGGAUCGUUCCCCCAUUCAGACAUGAACAGAAUCCUUUCAUCACCGGUUUGCUUUUGUGCACCUCAAUCUCCCCGACUAACAUGAGUAUAUUUACACAAACCCACGCUGGAGUGAAGAGUCAUCUCGAUGGGCCUCCAGAUGUCAACGCUCCUCACGUUCUCCAGUCCUCUGUGAGACUCCCUGACUGCUCUGCAAAGUACGUUUGGCACCCUUUUGCUCUGGAGCUUGUCUAGCGUGUGUUCAGUGUGUUGGGAAGCACCCCCAUGUGUCACCGUUCAGCAGCAAUCCACCCUUUGUGCCUUUGGAAUGAGGUAGUUUUAUGUGCACAUCCAUGGCAUUUGUUCUUUUAAUCGUCCUCUUUACACAAAAUACAAAACAAAACACAUUGGCCUUCUUGAACCCUAAUAUUAACUAGAUACGUCUUGGGAGUCGAAAAAGUUUCACUCCAGAUGUAUGUGAAGAAGCUGGCGCCCCCCAGAGGCGAAGUAAGAACUGCUGAGGAGCAUCAAAGGUCUUCUCUGGAUUUGAGACAUGAAGCUGAGAGACGUGCUGGGUUCCAGCUUACACCCCGGUAGCCUCUCGAUUUCCCCCCCCCCCCCGGGAUUUCCCGACACCGCCCUCACCACUCCAGUCACUCAUUGGCGAUUUUAUGUGAAUGUACAUAAUUUACUGUCGCAUGAAGCAUUUUAAAAUGUGCUUUUUAUCUUGAUCAUACUGUAAUUUAAAAUCAUCCUGUUGUUUUCUUAAUAUCUCCCGUACUGUGUCUUUGGGGUCUUCUUCCAAAAAAAGACCAAAAAUGUGUCCUUGCUGGGUUUAUGUGAUACUGCAGCUGCUCCUCCAAAGCUAUUGCAGGUGCCAGGCGCACCAGCGGGGAACAUACCUCUGAAUUAGGGACUUACUGUCUUCAGUGGGCAUUUUAGACCUCGGGUCUGCUCUUAUAUGCUGACUAGUUUCCAUGUUUGCAAAGAUGCUGGAGGUCUCUGAAAGCCUCAAAGGGAACACACUCAUAUCAAAUCCCCAGGAGAAACUGUGCUCAAUUUCUUGUGUAUUACGGCAUUUCACAGAUGGAAGUGAACAUUAUAUAUACAUGUGACGAUUAAUCAAGCUUACCUUAUAUUCAGGUGAUUCACUGGGUUAUCUCUGUACUUCAGCACCACAGUUGCCUAGAUAUGUGUUUGAUCUCAGACGACCUUAGAUAUAAUCAUUCAGCUGUUGAAAAUUUCUCAUUGUGGUGAAUAUGCUUGAAAUAUUUUGAUAUUCCCUGAACUAACAAUAAAAAUGUCACAGUGUAAA